CGCCUCUGGCCGCAGGCUGCUCCGCCGCGUCGGUUGGUCCGAGCUGUCCGUGUGUUCGGGCCGCCGGCUUCGUCCUCCCGAUGGCGUCCUGGAUGCCCCUGCUGUGGUUGCUGGGGCUACUGCCGGGCGCUACCUCCGCCCCGCCCCGCCGAGCCCCCGGCGCUCAGGCCUGGGAGCCUGCGUCCCCAGAGCUGCUGCUGCGGCCCGCCCGCUUCGCCCUGGAGCUGUACAACCGCGACCUGGCUGCCGGGGCGCGGGCGGUGCUGCGGUCCGUGAGCGGUCGUGUCCGCCGAGCGGGCCUGGGGUCGCUAUACUCCCUGAAAAUGACACUGGAGGAGUCACCCUGCGACAACCCCAAGGUGUGCCAGCUCCCUGUUUCUGACACACCGCAGCUCUGCAGCUUUGAAGUUCUCUAUGAGCUAGAAAAACACACGCUGCUGAGCUGGAACUGUGACACGGUGGAUACCGAGAUUAAAGGUGACAAAAACGACACUCUCAGUUCAUUCCUUCCAUUGUUGAAGGAAGACCCCCUGUCCCAGGACUUGUCUGUGAAAAUGGCUUCGAUCUUCAAACAGUUUGUUACCACCUAUAACCGGACGUAUGAAUCAGAGGAAGAAGCUCAGUGGCGCAUGUCCAUCUUUAUCAAUAACAUGGUACGAGCUGAGAAGAUCCAGGCCCUGGACCGCGGCACAGCUCAGUAUGGAGUCACCAAGUUCAGUGACCUCACAGAGGAGGAGUUCCACGCCAUCUACCUGAAUUCCCUCCUAAAAGAGGAGGUUGGCAAGAAGAUGUACCCAGUUAAGUCUAUUGGCGACGACGCUCCACCUGAAUGGGACUGGAGGAAGAAGGGGGCUGUCACCAAAGUCAAGAACCAGGGCAUGUGUGGCUCCUGCUGGGCCUUCUCAGUUACAGGCAACGUGGAGGGCCAGUGGUUCCUGAAACAAGGGGACCUGCUCUCCCUCUCUGAGCAGGAGCUCGUGGAUUGUGACAAAGUGGACAAGGCCUGCAUGGGCGGCUUGCCCUCCAACGCCUAUUCAGCUAUAAAGACUCUGGGAGGGCUAGAGACAGAGGAUGACUACAGCUACAGUGGCCACUUACAGACCUGCAGCUUCUCUGAAAAGAAGGUCAAGGUUUACAUCAACGACUCAGUGGAGCUAAGCCAGAAUGAACAAGAGCUGGCGGCCUGGCUGGCCAAGAAUGGUCCCAUCUCCGUUGCCAUCAACGCCUUUGGCAUGCAGUUCUACCGCCAUGGGAUCUCCCGCCCACUGCGGCCUCUCUGCAGCCCUUGGCUCAUUGACCACGCUGUGCUGCUUGUGGGCUAUGGCAACCGCUCUGAUGUUCCCUUCUGGGCCAUCAAGAACAGCUGGGGCACUGACUGGGGCGAGGAGGGUUACUACUACUUGCAUCGUGGGUCUGGGGCCUGUGGUGUGAACAUCAUGGCCAGCUCGGCGGUGGUGAACUGAGGAGAACCAGCUCAGAACCUGGUAUUGACCAGAGCGGCCCCUCCCCCAGUCUGACCUGCAUUUCCAGGCCCCUCCCCAGGAGGCACAGCUGGCUGAGGGAUGGGUGCCUGGUACCUCAGGGUGAGCAAAGGGCACUGGGCUAGCAGUACAGACCCUCCCUCCCUCCACCCCACUCCCACUCUGGAGUUCCCCACCUGCACCUUUGUUAAGUUGUGGUAGCUAGGAGGAUCUUGGGGUGAAGGAUGAUGUCUUCGCCGAAGCUGGGGCAAGAAUCCUGAGCUCGGACAAGGAGCAGGUGGGAAGCAGAUAUUCUGGUCUUAAAUCCAGCUUGUACUCAGCAGGCUCUGGCUUCAUGACCCGGCUUUUCUCUGUCUGAUGCUAUAAAUUCUGGUCCCCCUUGGAUGUGGAAGUGUCCCCUUCCAUGUCUAACUGUUGUAGCCACCCUUUUCUAACAGGAAUAAAGAGGUGUCCUCAGCUCCAA
This is a messenger RNA of Molossus molossus (Pallas's mastiff bat), 1944 nucleotides long. It is a transcript of the gene CTSF, whose product is annotated as cathepsin F. The coding region runs from base 81 to 1463 and encodes 460 amino acids. Lineage: Eukaryota; Metazoa; Chordata; Mammalia; Chiroptera; Molossidae. Gene Ontology annotation, cellular component: lysosome. The record is from RefSeq and is a predicted model, not a curated record. Gene Ontology annotation, molecular function: cysteine-type endopeptidase inhibitor activity; cysteine-type endopeptidase activity. The transcript is spliced from 14 exons.